Molecule: messenger RNA, 1303 nt
Organism: Melospiza melodia melodia
Lineage: Eukaryota; Metazoa; Chordata; Aves; Passeriformes; Passerellidae
Gene: OLIG3
Product: oligodendrocyte transcription factor 3
Exons: 3
Coding region: 482-1303 (273 amino acids)
Biological process (GO): sensory organ development; positive regulation of transcription by RNA polymerase II; axon development
Cellular component (GO): nucleus
Molecular function (GO): DNA-binding transcription factor activity, RNA polymerase II-specific; protein dimerization activity; E-box binding
Source: RefSeq, a predicted model, not a curated record
AUAACUUGGUCUUGGAUAAGGGCUUGGAUAUUGACUGAAUAGUUUUGACUUUCUUUUAUCACUAAAAGCAGCUGAAAGGAGCUCUUCAUCAUCAUUAAGGCUCCCAUGGUAUCAUGAUUAUGAGUCCUUCUUGAGGAAUUGUCUGACUAGGACAAACACAACAGUAUCAGAAUAAGGAAAAAAACCCUGAUUUCAUCCCUGAUCUUCCUGAAGGCCUGGACUCUUCCUUGUUUUUUCCUGCAAGAGAUGGUUUCUCCUUCUAUGAGACAGACUGGGAUCCUCAAACACACCAGUGGUUCUCCAGUUGUCAUCACAGCCUUGAAAGCAGUAUAAACUGGAGGAAUGAAAGAGUGGUCUGUGCUCAGAAACCCCGUGUUCAGGUGGACCUGAUUCUGUUUUCUGCCUAUCUUCAGUGUGGAGAGUUGUCUUGUCCGCCACCUCCAGAGCAGGGAAGAGUUUCUUCCUCAGAAGCCUGAAUACAAUGAAUUCUGACUCCAGCUCUGUCUCCAGCAGAGCUUCCUCGCCAGACAUGGAUGAGAUGUACCUGAGAGACCACCACCACCACCACCACCAUCACCACCACCAAGACAGCCGGCUCAACUCGGUCUCCUCCACUCAGAACGAUCUGGUGCAGAAGAUGUCUGGGGAAGGCCUCACCAGGAACGGUUCCAAGGCCGGAGGGGAAGGCAGCAAGUACAAAAUCAAGAAGCAGCUUUCGGAGCAGGACCUGCAGCAGCUGCGGCUGAAGAUCAAUGGCCGGGAGCGAAAGAGGAUGCACGACCUCAACCUGGCUAUGGACGGGCUGCGGGAGGUGAUGCCCUACGCUCACGGACCUUCUGUGAGAAAACUCUCCAAAAUCGCCACCCUCCUGCUAGCCAGAAACUAUAUCCUGAUGCUCACCAGCUCCCUGGAGGAGAUGAAGAGGCUAGUUGGGGAAAUCUACGGGGGACACCACUCGGCCUUUCACUGCGGCACGGUGGGACACUCCGCCGGGCACCCGCCCCACGCCGCCGGCACCGUGCACCAGGUGCAUCCCAUCCUCGGCGGCGCCCUGUCCUCCGCCAACACCUCCUCCUCCCUGUCCGCCUCCCUGCCGGCCAUCGGCACCAUCCGGCCCCCGCACUCCCUGCUCAAGACGCCCUCGACGGCCCCCGCCCUGCAGCUCGGCAGCGGCUUCCAGCACUGGGCGGGCUUGCCGUGCCCCUGCACCAUCUGCCAGAUGCCGCCCCCGCCCCACCUCUCGGCCCUCACCGCCUCCAACAUGGCCAGGAUCUCGGGGGACACCAAGGACCUCCUCAAGUGA